AUGGCUAAUACGGUCAUUCAUCACUCGCCAGGAAAAAUGCAGCCACGUAGAGUAGCACGUAGAGGUGGUAGGGGAGCUAGAGGAGCUGAACGUACCCAGCCUGAAGAGCAGCCUGUCGUACAAGCUGUCAACAUUACUGCAGCCGUCACUCAAGCAGACUUCGCUGCAAUGGAGAAGAGAUACCAGGAUAUGUUGAUGGAUGCUUUAGCACCAUUUCAUGCUGCCCAUCAAACCCUGACCGUCCCUUCUCCAGCCCCAGUAGAAUCUCAGCCCGUGCCAAACCAACUGUCAAUAGAGGCCAAGCAUCUGAGAGACUUUAGGAAGUACAAUCCUAAUACAUUUGAUGGAUCCAUGGAUAACCCCUCCAAGGCCCAAAUGUGGUUGACUUCUAUAGAGACCAUCUUUCGGUACAUGAAGUGUCCUAAUGACCAGAAGGUUCAGAGUGUAGUUUUCUUCUUGGAAGGUAGAGUGAGGGAUGAGGCUACUAGGACCAAGAAGUUCGUUAGAGGACUAAUACUAGAUCUUCGGGGUUUUGUUCGAGUCUUCAGGCCAACCACCUAUGCUGAUGCACUGCGCUUGGCAGUGGAUAUGAGUCUGCACGAGAAAGCUAGAAAACAACAAAAACAAACUACAAAAUUUGAAGGAGCCAACACUCCCACUUCCCAUCAGAGAAGACUUUUUGCCACCACUCGUCAGGAGGUCGAGCAAGUUGGUACUAUAGUGACAGAAAUAGCAUCGUUGGGUAGCAUACUAUCUGUUUCUACUCCAUCAAAAGAAGUUAUGUUGUCUAAAGAUAAGAUAAAGCUGCAAGGAGCCACUGUUUUCACUAAGAUCGAUUUACGUUCAGACUAUCACCAGUUGAGGAUUAGAGACAAUGACAUCCCUAUGAAUGCUUUUUGUUCCAGAUAUGGACAUUACGAGUUCAUUGUAAUGUCUUUUGGCUUGACAAAUGCUCCUGCAGUAUUUAUAGACCUGAUGAAUAGAGUGUUAAAGGAUUUUUUAGACACUUCUGUUAUAGUUUUUAUCGACGAUAUCUUGGUCUACUCUAAGAUAGAGGCUAAGCAUGAGGAGCACUUGCAUCAAGUUUUGGAGAUUCUUCGAGCCAAUAAACUAUACGCUAAGUUUUCUAAGUGCGAGUUCUGGCUAAAGAAGAUGUCUUUUCUUGGCCAUGUAGUAUCCAGUGAGGGAGUCUCUGUGGACCCAGCAAAGAUUGAAGUUAUUACUAGUUGGCCUCGACCAUCUUUAGUCAGCGAAGUUCCUAGUUUUCUGGGUUUAACAACUUAUUACAGAAGGUUCAUAGAAGAUUUCUCUCGAGUAGCCAUUCUUAUAGUGCCAGAUGGGUCUAGAAGUUUCGUGAUCUGCAAUGACACCUCCAAGAAAGGAUUGGGUUGUGUUUUGAUGCAGCAAGAUAAGGUAAUUGCUUAUGUCUCUCGUCAAUUGAAGAGUCAUGAACAGAACUACCCUACCCAUGAUCUAGAGUUGGCAGUAGUGAAGGAGUUGAACAUGAGACAGAGAAGAUUGCUUGAGUUAGUAAAGGAUUAUGACUGUGAAAUUCUGUAUCACCAGCAUCGCCUGGCAGAAGCAGGGCAAGCUAAGGAGUUCUCCAUAUCCUCUAAUGGUGGACUUAUGUAUGAGAGGCGUUUAUGCAUCCCAGCGGAUAGUGCAGUUAAGACAGAGAUUUUGACUGAGGCUCAUAGCUCCCCAUUCUCUAUGCAUCCUGGCAGUAACAAGAUGUACUAG
Messenger RNA from Cucumis melo (muskmelon), 1740 nucleotides. RefSeq lists its product as uncharacterized. Lineage: Eukaryota; Viridiplantae; Streptophyta; Magnoliopsida; Cucurbitales; Cucurbitaceae. The record is from RefSeq and is a predicted model, not a curated record. Bases 1 to 1740 code for a protein of 579 amino acids. The transcript is spliced from 9 exons.